Messenger RNA from Tarenaya hassleriana, 1284 nucleotides. RefSeq lists its product as uncharacterized. The record is from RefSeq and is a predicted model, not a curated record. The transcript has 3 exons. Bases 202 to 873 code for a protein of 223 amino acids. NCBI's taxonomy places the organism in Eukaryota, Viridiplantae, Streptophyta, Magnoliopsida, Brassicales, Cleomaceae.
CCCGACUCCACCAACACCUUCCCCCUCUUCCACAAGCUUCUCCUUUUGCUAUCCGUUUUAAGCUUCGCAGAUCGUCGAUAAUCCAUCGUCUUCGUCUCUCUCUGAAUCUCUAUCGUCGCAGAAAACCCUAAUUCUCUCUUUCUCCGAGUGUGUGAUUCUGAGUAUUUGGGGGGAAUUUCACUUGCCCUUUUUCGCGGAAAGAUGGCGGGACACGAGCGCUUGCCGUUGAGGAUGAAGAGGAAGGACAUUGACCGAGUCAACGAUGACUUCUCCGAUUUCACUCUGUCUUCUCAGGCUAGGAAGAUUCGCCGCCUGGAUGUGGAUUUACCACCGAUAAUGGAAGAAGAUGAGGCGCAGAUGGGGAUGGCGAUGGCGAAGCCUGUGACCGAAGAACUGAAUCCAGAACCGAUGAACGAAGAGAGAGCCAUUGUUGUGUACAAGCCUCUCCAAGCUCAUCAGUCUUACUGUGGAAACCUUCACGUUGAUACGGACUUGAUUUCUGGGUUCAAGAAUAAAUUCCUUCGUGCAGGCUAUUAUAACGAUGCAAGACUAGCCUACGAUGACUGUGAUGAAAAUCCAUCCAACAAUUGCCGAGCUGUAGUUCCUUACAUCCCUUCUCAGUUCCCUGUCACGAAAUCAGCAGAACCCUUCCAACAGCCCCACGAACUGGAGAUCACUGAGGUGGACGAGACGGGUGAGGAUGUGAUGAUGGAAGAAGCAACAAUGGAGAUCAAAGAGGGCAGUAACAGUAGCAUGCCUCUGCCACAAGAGCCGGAGUUUAAACAUUGGCAGCAACAACAACAACAACAACCACACUGUAUGAUUCCACAGCUUCCUCAAACCAACUCUACUCCCAUUUCAUGGUCCCCAUAACCAAAGUAAGGUGUAAGCCUCUCCCAUAUUCUUUUUUACCUUUUCUUUCUUCCCGCGAGAUCUCAUCGUGGGUUUGAAACAUCGGAAGCUUCAGAAUCACGUUCUAUCGUUAUGCUUUUUUCGGGUGGGACGAGAAAAAGGGCGGUAUUUAGGAAGUAGAAGUGGCCCUUAGAUAUAGAUUUCCUUAGGAAAGGUGGCAUCGUAGUUCCCUCGGUAUAUAUAAUAUAUGUACAUACUCUCGUCUCGGUCACCAGUCAAAAGCUUUUGAUGUUUUAUUUAUAUCCUCUGUCCGAAUGGAAUCGUCGAACGAAUUUGGCUGUUGAUUGUAUGAAGGAAAUAGUAUCAAUGUACAAACAGGAGAGAGCGCUUGGAUUGAUAUUUGUGUUUCCCGGUUUUGAUCGUUGAAGAACA